UACAACUGAUCAUUUGUUUCAUCCAUCUCUCUUUCUUUUAGCAAUCAUGGCCAAAUUUUUCAUCAAAAUCCAUCAAAAACUUGCUGAUUUCAUGCAUAUUGUAAAGCUCAAUUACAUCAAACUUAGCAAUGGCUAUUCACUUCUACUUCCUUUGGCUCUCAUUCCCUUUACUUUCUUUCACUUUGGACUUCAACUAUCAACCAACACUACCAUUCUCUUUUGUCUAUUCCUUUUGCUAUUACGAAUUUAUUUAGCGAAUCGUUCUACACCCAUCUACCUCGUGGACUUUGCUUGCUUCCAACCCGAGGACCAUCUUAAAAGGCCUAUGGAAGGCAUCUUGAAAAUGUCCAAAGAAUCGGGUGCUUUUAAUCAAGAGACAAUGCAUUUCCAAAGACGCGUCAUAGAAAGGUCUGGUUUGGGGGGCGAGACAUACGUCCCCCCAGGACCUGGCUCUGUACCCCUACAAUUGAACAUGGAAGCAGCUCGGCUUGAAGCCGAGCUGGUCAUGUUUGGUGCACUCCAGUCUUUAUUCCAAAAGACUGGAGUCACACCACAGGAUAUAGGAAUCCUCAUUGUGAACUGUAGCCUAUUCAACCCUAACCCCUCUCUAGCUUCCAUGAUUGUUAACCGAUACAAACUAAGACCCGACAUUUUGAGCUACAGCCUAAGUGGAAUGGGCUGUAGCGCGGGUCUUAUUUCAGUAGACUUGGCCCGACACCUCCUCACGACUCAUCCCAACAUGCAUGCCGUCAUUUUAAGCAUGGAAACCCUCACUCUAGAUUGGUACUUUGGCAAUGACCGCUCCAUGGCUGUAGGAAACUGUAUUUUUAGGAUGGGUGGAGCCGCCAUUCUACUUUCCAAUAAAACACAAGAUCGGGCCCGGUCCAAAUACCAGCUAGCCCACAUUGUCCGAACCCAUAAAGGAUCGGACAAUAAUUCCUACAACAGUGUCCAAAAACAAGAAGACGAGACGGGUAUUAGUGGGGUCUCACUUUCUAAGGAUCUCAUGAUUGUCGCGGGUGACGCCUUAAAAACAAAUAUAACAACUUUAGGGCCUUUAGUGUUACCAUUUUCCGAACAAUUAUUUUUUUUCAUAACACUUGUGAAGAAAAAGAUACUAAAAAUGAAAGUGAAGCCAUACAUACCAAAUUUCAAGCGUGCAUUCGAGCAUUUUUGUAUACACGCUGGUGGGCGGGGUGUGCUUGAUGAGGUUCAAAAGAAUUUGAACUUAACCGAGUACGAUAUGGAGCCAUCAAGGAUGACAUUAUACCGGUUUGGUAACACGUCUAGUAGUUCAUAUUGGUAUGAGUUGAGUUACGUGGAAGCUAAAGGCAGGGUUUUGAAGGGGGACCGGGUCUGGCAGAUUGCGUUUGGGUCGGGUUUUAAGUGUAACAGUGUUGUUUGGAAAGCGUUGAAGGCGAUUCCAUCGGGUGGCUACAUAGGUGAUGCAUGGUCCGACUGCAUUGCUCAUUACCCUCUCAAGGUCCCAAUGGAUUAAGUUAGCUAUAGGAAUUGAAGUGUUUACUUGGUAUUAAAUUAGUAGUAGAUCGAAGAAUGUUUGAUCUGUGUUCUAUUAACAAAUGUUGUUUCCUUAUGAAUGAAUGAAUUUAAUGAUUAAUUUAUGAGGUGUUACAUUUA
This is a messenger RNA of Erigeron canadensis, 1638 nucleotides long. RefSeq names its product 3-ketoacyl-CoA synthase 1-like. Gene Ontology annotation, biological process: fatty acid biosynthetic process. The coding region runs from base 47 to 1498 and encodes 483 amino acids. The transcript has a single exon. Gene Ontology annotation, molecular function: acyltransferase activity, transferring groups other than amino-acyl groups. The record is from RefSeq and is a predicted model, not a curated record. NCBI's taxonomy places the organism in Eukaryota, Viridiplantae, Streptophyta, Magnoliopsida, Asterales, Asteraceae. Gene Ontology annotation, cellular component: membrane.